AUGAAUGGCACCAACUACCCCAGCUGGUAUAAAGAUGUUCAGGUGGCCAUUGCUGUGUGCGAGUAUGAUCUCGCAUUACGUCAAGACAAGCCAGCAGAUCCCGCUAAUCCCAAUGGUGAUCGUACUGCCAUUGAGAAGUGGGAGAGAUCAGACAGGAUGGCCAACAUGAUCAUUAAGAACACGAUCACUCCGGCCAUCUGUGGUGCUAUUCCUGAUAAGGACAAGGAUGGUAAUGAUCUUAGCGCCAAGGCAUACCUUGCCAAGGUGGAGGAGAACUUUAAGAGUUCUUCCAAGACUUAUGCUAGCACCCUGAUCAUGAAGAUGCUGACUUCACAGUAUGAUGGGCAAAGUGGAAUCAGGGGGCACAUUAUGAGCAUGUGUGACAUGGCAAAUAAGCUGAAGACACUGGAUAUGGCUAUCUCUGAUGGUUUUCUGGUGCACUUCAUCAUGACUUCUCUGCCAGUACAGUACAGUCCCUUCAAAAUAAGCUACAACACUCAGAAGGCGACUUGGAGCAUGGCUGAGCUCAUUAGCUACUGUGUUGAGGAAGAAGAAAGGCAGAAAGCUGAGAGGAUGAAGGAUGCUGUCAACAUGGUCAGCGAGCGCUUUGGGCGUCAGCAGGCAGCAUAA
Molecule: messenger RNA, 630 nt
Organism: Panicum virgatum (switchgrass)
Lineage: Eukaryota; Viridiplantae; Streptophyta; Magnoliopsida; Poales; Poaceae
Exons: 2
Coding region: 1-630 (209 amino acids)
Source: RefSeq, a predicted model, not a curated record